GUUCCUGCUUUCCACACGGCUCAGAGACCUUCCCCAAACCACCAGAAGAAGGAAGUGAAAAGAUCUUAAAUACUGGGACCAGAACAUUCCGGUCAUCACAAGUCUGGCUUCCCAGUCAACAUGAAGGCUCUCCUUGUUCUGGGGCUUCUGCUCCUUUCCGUCACUGUGCAGGGCAAGAUCUUUGAAAGGUGUGAGUUGGCCCGAACUAUGAAAAGACUUGGAUUGGAUGGCUACAGGGGAAUCAGCCUGGCCAAUUGGAUGUGUUUGGCCAGAUGGGAGAGUAGCUAUAACACACGAGCUACAAACUACAAUCCUGGAAGCCAAAGCACUGAUUAUGGGAUAUUCCAGAUCAACAGCCGGUACUGGUGUAACGAUGGCAAAACCCCGAGAGCAGUGAACGCCUGUGGCAUAUCCUGCAAUG
Messenger RNA from Tupaia belangeri chinensis (Chinese tree shrew), 421 nucleotides. RefSeq names its product lysozyme C. The record is from RefSeq and is a predicted model, not a curated record. NCBI's taxonomy places the organism in Eukaryota, Metazoa, Chordata, Mammalia, Scandentia, Tupaiidae. Gene Ontology annotation, biological process: defense response to Gram-negative bacterium; defense response to Gram-positive bacterium. Gene Ontology annotation, molecular function: lysozyme activity.